AUGUGGGAGCACUUGCUGCAGUCCCAGGCCCCCUGGGGGAUUUUCAUGGAGGAUGACUUGAUGUACAUCCAUCCGGAAUUGGGCUCAUUGCUACAGAAGCUGGGAGAUUCCCUGCCUUCACCAGGGAAGGAGUGGGACUACCUCCAGAUCCAGGGUGGCUCAUGCCCGAACAACAGCCCGCUGCCCCUGCACAUCCUGCGGGGAACUGGCUACAACACAGGUAUGUACAUCAUCACCCGCGAGGCCGCGAAAAGCGCCAUUGAGGCGCAUUUUCCCAUGCGCGGCGGCCAGCUGGACAAUCCAGAAAAUUUCCUCCGCAGCAAAUGUCGCGGACACAAUAUUUGUCCUGUCCCAGUGAAGCAGACUGGCAUUGAGGAUACUGAUGUGCAGAUCCCGCCGAAGGCGGUCAUGUUGGAGGAGGAGCCCCUUAUUCCAGACUGCCGUUCCCUAGAUUCUCAGCAGAUGAUGAGGCCUGACCUCAUCUCUCCUGAGGACCUUGACCUGACCGCUUGA
Messenger RNA from Symbiodinium pilosum, 513 nucleotides. The record is from the annotation of a GenBank genome assembly. NCBI's taxonomy places the organism in Eukaryota, Dinophyceae, Suessiales, Symbiodiniaceae.